AUGAUGCAUCCGUAUCGGGCAAGUAGUACAGAGACGCCGUACCAACUCGUGACAGCCACCCCCUAUUUUGCCCAGCUCGUAUCGGUACAGAUAGGUGUGCAAGGGGCUACAACCCCAUUCAAAAACAAAGCGGCCUUUGCCGCCGCCUUCAAGGCCCGUUUCGGAAAUCUUGACGACGAGGCGGCAGCACAAGUAGAGCUGGCAAAGCUCUGCGCGGACAAGUUGGUCUGUGAAAAACGCACCGCUGCGGAGUUCUCCACGCUGUUCAAGGGUCCGGCGGACCGCUCCGGGUACGGCGACCUGGAGCUAUGCGAAAAGUACUUGAGCGGCAUCCCCUCCCGCGUCUACCAAAAGAUCAAGCUCGAGACUUUCACCACGUGGCAAGACGCUGACAAGCGUGCCACUGAGGUCGAGCAGAUCCUCGACAUUAGCCGGGCCCGUCGGCCCGAGCUAAAUAAUUUCUUCUCAGCCCGAGGUCGAGGACGCGGAGGGGCACGUGGUGGUGCACCCCAGUCACACGCAGCUUCGGCCAGCAUCAAUGCGGCCGUCGGAAAAGGAAACUUCCCCGGCACCUGCUUCGGCUGUGGGAAGCAAGGGUACCGACAAUUCGAGUGCCCCAAUUGUAAGGACAAGCCUUACACAAAAUGCGCCGAUGCGCGGGCUACGGUUGCCUCGGGCUCUACCCAGGCGGCGACAAGCGCCCCCGUCACGACAUCACCCUCAGCAAGUAUAAGUGCCGCUUCAGCGAAAUCCGAGCAAUCAGAGCUGGCGGACUUAAUGGCACAGGUGAAGUCAAUGCGCGAGGAGCUCGAGCAUUAUCAGGCGAUGAAGGAAGAGGGUUUUUGA
Molecule: messenger RNA, 846 nt
Organism: Postia placenta MAD-698-R-SB12
Lineage: Eukaryota; Fungi; Basidiomycota; Agaricomycetes; Polyporales; Adustoporiaceae
Exons: 2
Coding region: 1-846 (281 amino acids)
Molecular function (GO): nucleic acid binding; zinc ion binding
Source: RefSeq, a predicted model, not a curated record